Molecule: messenger RNA, 1897 nt
Organism: Cuscuta epithymum
Lineage: Eukaryota; Viridiplantae; Streptophyta; Magnoliopsida; Solanales; Convolvulaceae
Source: the annotation of a GenBank genome assembly
AAGAAUUCUAAUUCUAAAGCAAAUUUAUUUUAUACGAAAUCCAAUUAUUUACUCCGUAUUAUUUUUAUAAAUAAAAAACCGUAAUACGGUAUAUAUACAGAUUCCCCCAUCCAUCAAUCCCUGACCACUGCCAGCACGCAAUCGUCAAGUUUCCUCCAUAUCAUUCCUUCCGGUGGGCCCUUCCGAUGACCUCCACACUGCCGUCCUCCUCCCCUUGGCUUCCUCCCCACCCUAAUCCUCGCCGUCCUUCAUCCAUCUUCAUGGCCGACGACCACUCCCCCCUCUCCGACAUAGAUUCAGACGUUGUCUCCACCGCUUCUGCCGAAGUCGACGAUCGUUCUGAAACCUCUUCUCUCGCUACUAUGAAGAGUUCUGACCCGGACCCGGUCUCUCAAGUCAUCGACUCCUCUCACCCUACCCUUCUCCACCUCUCCUUCAACCAGGACCAGAGCUGCUUUGCUGCUGGGAUCGACCGAGGAUUCCGCAUCUACAAUUGCGAUCCCGUCAGAGAGAUUUUCCGCCGCGAUUUCACUAACAACAAUGGCGGCGUUGGUGGGGGAGUUGGGGUUGUUCAGAUGCUAUUCCGUUGUAACAUUCUGGCCCUUGUUGGGGGAGGGCCCGACCCGCAGUAUCCUCUGAAUAAGGUCAUGAUCUGGGACGAUCAUCAGUCGAGGUGCAUAGGGGAGCUGUCUUUUCGCUCGGAGGUGAAGUCCGUCAGGCUUCGGAGGGAUCGGAUUGUGGUCGUUCUGGCGCAGAAGAUAUUUGUGUACAAUUUUGCUGAUUUGAAGUUGCUGCAUCAGAUAGAGACAGUGGUGAACCCAAAAGGAUUGUGUGAGGUCUCGCAUGUGUCAGGGUCUAUGGUACUGGUUUGCCCGGGAUUGAAGAAGGGUCAGUUGAGGAUUGAACACUAUGCGUCCAAGAGGACAAAAUUUAUAGAAGCACAUGCCUCAACGAUAUCAUCUUUUGCUCUAACUAACGAUGGGAAAUUGCUUGCUUCAGCAAGUAGCAAGGGGACUCUUGUGAGGGUGUUCAAUACUUUAGAUGGAUCACUGCUUCAAGAGCUUAGGAGAGGUGCUGACAGAGCCGAGAUCUACAGUCUUUCAUUUUCUCCUACUGCCCAAUGGCUAGCUGUCUCAAGUGAUAAAGGAACAGUUCAUGUUUUCAACCUUAAGGUUGAAUCUGGAUCUCUGGGAGUUGAGAGAUGUCAUGAUUCAUCUGAUGCAAAUAUCACGACUCCAGUAGCCGCUUCACAUCUAUCCUUCAUCAAAGGUGUGCUGCCCAAAUAUUUCAGUUCUGAAUGGUCUGUGGCCCAGUUUCGGCUGCAAGAAGGUUUACAGCACAUUGUUGCAUUUGGACACCAAAAGAAUACCAUUGUCAUACUCGGCUUAGAUGGCAGUUUCUACCGAUGCCAGUUUGAUCCUGCAGCUGGUGGGGAGAUGAACCUCCUUGAACAUCAUAAUUUCUUGCAUCCUGUGGAGAGCUUCUGAUCAUUGUUCCCGAGAUUGUCGCCUGGAAGUCUGGAACUGCCAUUGAGAUCAUAAUAAUCUUAAUUGCGAGUGUAUAAACUGUAAAUAUACAAGAUGAUGACAUGGGCUAUGCUAUCUGUAAACCAACUGUUAUCCCUAAGACGCACAGACAAGACUCUCGUUCUUAUGGACAUCCAUCUUGUUGUGUGUGUCUAUGUGAAUAAAAGGUGGUGUUGGUGUAAACGGGGCAGUGUAAAGGUUGGGGUACAACACUUACUAUCCUAAUGACAUGGGGCGACUUCUACAAAACUCGAGAUGAGACUGUAUAAAAUCUUGGUGCUUAUUAGUUAUUAUUAUUAGGCUAUCACUUUGAUGUUAAUGUUUUUUAUUUCGUUAAAUUUAUAAAUUUCAGUUCAUCCACAAAGUUAAGU